UCCCUACACCCCAACCCUCACCCCCAAAUAAUCCCUACACCCCAACCCUCACCCCCAAAUAAUCCCUACACCCCAACCCUCACCCCCAAAUAAUCCCUACACCCCAACCCUCACCCCCAAAUAAUCCCUACACCCCAACCCUCACCCCCAAAUAAUCCCUACACCCCAACCCUCACCCCCAAAUAAUCCCUACACCCCAACCCUCACCCCCAAAUAAUCCCUACACCCCAACCCUCACACCCAAAUAAUCCCUACACCCCAACCCUCACACCCAAAUUCCUGACCCCCUAACCCCUACCACUCAACCCAUACAGCCUAAUCCCAACACCCAAUCCUCUGUCUCCCAUAUCCUCACCCUGUUCUUUUGGUUCUCCUCCUCUCUAAAUUACCAAGCAGGUACCAUCAUGUUCUAUGGGUCGUCUGGGGCCUCUAUGUCUCUUCCAUCUAAGAGUCGUCUCAAACGGCAGAGUAGAACCUUCACACAGGUUCUAUACCGCACUCUGAGUUACCGGGACCGUCCCCUGGCUGACCACACCUCUCGGGACCGCCGCUCCAUCACGGAACCCCCCGACCACCAUCCCCAUGACGAUCCCGCUGAACUCUCCACCCAGAGCUCCGCCCCCGGGGUCCUGAAGAUCUUUGGGGAUGAGAUUUGUGAGGGUGCCAACUACAAGUCUGUUCUGGCCACGCCCCGAUCCAGUGCGCAGGAACUGGUCAAAGAGGCCCUGGAACGCUAUUCGCUGAACAAAGCCGCCGCCCACUCCUAUGUGCUCUGCGAUGUGAUAGGUCGGCUGGAAGGAGAUGGCGGUUGGCGGACUGAGUGUUUGCGUGCGAUGGGCGACAACGAGAAGCCGCUGCUGCUACAGGAACUAUGGAAGCCUAGAGAGGGACAUGCCAGGAGGUUUGAGCUGCGCAGGAGGGUGGAGGUAGAGGAGCUCAAUGCUAAAGAGAAGGACACUGUCACUGCUGGGACCAAAACACCCCCUUUCCUGGCCGCCCUAAUGGUCCGGUCCGGUCUAGGUAGGAUCAUCUCCUCCCCCCUGCGCUCCGGCCGGGUGGCGCAGCCCAACACCCCUGGCUCUAAAGAUAUUAAUGCCCAGGCCCGUAAGUUGCAGAGAAACAGAGCCAAAGGAACUCUGACCUUACCGCGACCCGGGACCACGUUCAGCCGCUCCCUCAGUGAGACCAGUCUCAACCAGCUGGGGGGUGCAGACGAGCCCAAACGUUACUACUCCACCCUGCCUGGACCCUUGAGGACAAGGGGGGGACAGGGAGGGGCCACGACCCGCAGAAAGGAGGGCGAUGGGGGAGUAGUGGGGGGAGGAGGCGUGAGACACUCGCUCUACCAGUCUCCUCACCUGUUACUGCUACAGGGGUACAACAGACAGGACUGCCUGGUCUACCUCCUGAACAGGGAACAACACACGGUUGGCCAGGAGACUCCAUCGGCGCGUCCCAAUAUCUGCCUGUCUUCCCCUGAUAUCCUGCCGCUUCACUGUCGCCUCCACCGCGUUCCCGCUACCCGGCGCCACUGCAACGCCCCCAACAACAGCACAGCUGGCGUCAACGGGGACGAGCGGUUCUGUGUGGCUGUGGAGCCCGUCCCCCACGCUACGGUCUUGGUCAACUUCUCCCGGUGUGAGCGUUCCACCCAGCUUCGCCAUGGUGAUCUGCUGUCUUUCGGAUCUCACUACAUCUUCCUAUAUAAGGACCCGACCGGCGCCAGGCCCCUCCCGGCCCAGACGCUGGCACGCCUCCGGACCCUGGGACAGCUGUACGAGGGGGGCGCGGAGGCAGAGGGUGGGGGCGAGGGCAAAGGGGCACCGGCCUGUAAGUUGUGUGGCUCUGUGUUAAGGGACAAGGGGGCGCUGUCGUCCCAAACCGGACCCCCAGCCAGAAGGAGCUUCAAACCCCACCUGGUGAAACCUCGAGGAGUGGGUGUGGGGGGCACAGGAGGGGUUCCCACCAUUCUGGGGGGGGCGAACCAGAAGAGACGCCUUCAGCUGGACUUUGAACAGGCCCAUGAGGAUGCCCUGGUGAGUCGGAUCAUGUCGCUGAUUGAGCCGGGGGGUGACGACCAUAAGUUAACCCCCGCCUACCUGCUGUGUCUCAGCAUCCAGCACUCAGCCUCAGCCUUCCCUCCCGGUUGCUUUGGCACGUUGCUGCUGAAGAUUGUACGACGCAUCCAGGCCCUUUCCUGGGAGAAGACAAAGGAGUUGGCCCAGAAACAAGCUCAGCACCAGGACCCUGCCUCUCUGUCUCUCCUGUCCAUCAGUGACCUGAUCCCAGACCUGCAGGUUAUAUUCUUCUGGAUGGCCAACAGCAUUGAGAUCCUCUACUUCAUACAACAGAAAGCCCCUUCUUACACACAAGGCAUCGAGACACUUGACUCUAAAGGUUCCAAAGAGUCAUUGCUAUCGGCAACCAUCUCAGCCAAUGAGGAGGCUAUGACCAUCCUGGAGGAAGUGAUCAUGUACACCUUUCAGCAGUGUGUAUACUACAUCACCAAGUCCUUGUAUGUGGUUCUGCCUGGCCUGCUAGACUGUAAUCCAUUCCCAGUGGACAGCUCUGAGCCCUGCUGGAGAGGAGGAACAGGGUUCCCCGAGCCUAUACGCAGAGUCCUGCAGGUCUUCCAGUGCAGUCAGGAGCUUCUGCAGGGGUACCAGGUCCACAUGGAGGUCCAGGCCCAGAUGUUUGCCUACCUCUUCUUUUUCACCAAUGUUUCACUUUUCAAUCAGCUCAUGGACAAAGGUCCAUUGCGGGGGUGGUUCCAGCGUUCUAAGAUUCUCCAGGUGCAGGCGUGUCUACGGAUGGUUCUAGAGUGGGCCAGGAAGGCGGGCCUCAGCCACUUAGCCGACAAGUUCUUCAGCAAAUUCAACAGUGCUGUCAGCAUCCUGGCCACGCCCCCUCAAAUUCUGACACAGAUGAGCUGGAAGGUGUUGUGUAUGGAGCACCCCAGCCUCAAGCCGGUCCAGCUCCACAGACUGCUGACUCAGUACCAGCAGACGGCUGAGAUGGGACCGGUUCCUAUCUGGCAGCCAAGCACGGAGGAUGAGCCUUACAUUUACAGGACAGUGGAUCUGUUGGAGAGUUUUGAGAACCACCCCCCCAUCGUGCUGCCAAGCGGGGGUUUCAGAGUGGACCUGGACAGCGACUGUGUUGAGGACAGCAUCUACAGACAGCUACUCUACAUCAGACACUUCCUCUGGGGGUUACGUACCAAGACACACACACACCCCACUGCUAACAACACACACACUCACACACACCCCACUGCUAACAACACACACACUCACACACACCCCACUGCUAACAACACACACACUCACACACAUCCCACUGUUAAUCACACACACACUCACACGUCGGUUAACGGUACAACCACCACCAGUACAGGGACCAGUACCGCCCCUGCAGAUUGGAAAGAAACACAGGGGGAGUGUCCCACUUCCCUCAGCAGUCCCCGGUCAGGAGGGGGUGAAUUGGUGGAGGAGAGGGGGAGGGAUGGACCUCUGGACCAAUCACAUAGCAGUAUGAGGAGGAACGGCACCGCCCACCACCCCUGGCCACCCAACCAGGACCCUUCGUGUCUCCUGACCCCACCCAACACGCCUCUGUACCCUGAAGUCACGCCCCAGGUCAACGGGAACAGCAGAGCGCCAACGGAAGGAAAGAAAAGCAAUGGCAUCAUGGCCAACGGACUGGAGGGUAGUGUGUCUGAGUUUCCCUUGCCUGUGUCUCUGGGUCCUCUGUCCCGUGAUGAUGACUGUUGUGGUCUGGUCUUCAUAGUGGAACUGGACAAGGGGCCGUAUGGACUGGGCAUGGGCCUGAUUGACGGGCUGCACACCCCUCUCAACGCUGCAGGAAUCUACAUCAGGACUCUGAUCCCAGAAGGCCCGGCGGCGUCAGAUGGAAGGUUGAGGAUUGGAGACAGGAUCCUGGCUGUCAAUGGGACCAGCCUGAUAGGGGCUGACUAUCAGAGUGCUGUAGAUCUGAUCCGUUUGGGUGGAGGGCGUCUGCGUUUCCUGGUGGCCAAGUCAGACCUGGAGGUCACAGAGAAGAUCAGCGCCUCGUCCUGCUAACUGGAUUCUGCCCUCAGGACCACCAAGAGAAGGAGGGGACUGGAACAAGGGGGAGGGAGGGGAGACAAAGGAGUGGAAGGGAAAAGAGAGGGGGAGAUGACAUCUAUCAGGGAGGGAGAGGACAGAAGAGGGACAGCAUGGAGAGCAGAUGAAGGGAGAUGAUGAAGACACCAGGAAUAGAUUUUGGAAUAAGAAACUCCUGGGAACAAACACAGACACCUCUGAUCUGAAAUCAGAUAUUAGUGAGGACACACAUAGAUAGACAAAGAUUAUUGGGAAAAAUUAAUCCCCAAAAAACGUCAUCAAGCACAAAUCGUCAGCAGAAUUCAAGAGUGGAUCAAGAGUGGAUCAAGAGUGGAUCAGGAGUGGAUCAAGAGUGGAUCAAGAGUGGAUCAGGAGUGGAUCAAGAGUGGAUCAAGAGUGGAUCAGGAGUGGAUCAAGAGUGGAUCAAGAGUGGAUCAGGAGUGGAUCAAGAGUGGAUCAGGAGUGGAUCAAGAGUGGAUCAAGAGUGGAUCAGGAGUGGAUCAGGAGUGGAUCAGGAGUGGAUCAGGAGUGGAUCAGGACUCAGCAGAUGUUAAAAAAACACUUCCUGAUGUCCUUUGCUGCACUAUUACAAUGGCUGUACAUUCCUGCCUGGAUUGGAGGAGAGACCAUGUAUGCCCGCCUCCUUACUUGGAGACACCCAUUACUUUGUAUGACUUUUGACCAAUCACAUGCAGAUGUCAUUAACAGUCAAACCAAUCCGUGUCCAGGGUUAACCCACACCGGCUGGGAUGGUCUCAAGCACAGUCAUCAGCGUAUAUGAAAUGUAGGGGCCUCCUGGGGACAUGUUAGCAUCGGUGGCACAGCUGAGGACCCUCAACAUUUAGAAGUAGUCAGCUAGGAGAGCCUUCCUGUGUGUUGAGUGUAACAGGAUUGUAUUCAGAUCGUCUGGAGGGAUCAGCAAAUGAAACUCCUGAGCAAACAGAUCAUAACCGUGGACGUCAGUAACUCAUCAACCUUGACCUGAUACCUGUUUAUACAGUAGGCAACUCAUGUUAGGACAUUAAAACCACUUCUGAAUACAGAUGGCCUCAUAUGAGCUGCUUCUGCAGUCAGCCACCUUGAACAGCUACAACUGUGAGUUCUCUACAUAAUCUAAGACAAAUUAACCUACAAGGUCUGUAAAUCCUCUAUUACUGUUCAGUCUACGAGGUCCCUACAUCCUAUAUGACAAUUCAACCUAUGAGGUCUCUAAAUUCUCUAUAACAGUUCAACCUAUGAGGUCUCUACAUCCUCUAACUCAACCUAUGAGGUCUCUAUAUCCUCUGUCAUCUCAACCUACGAGGUAUCUACAACCACUAUAACAACUCAACCUACGAGGUCCGUACAUCCACUAUAACAACUCAACCUACAAGGUCUCUACAUACUCUCUGACAACUCAAACUAUGAGGUCUCUAAAUCCUCCAUAACAGUUCAACCUACGAGGUCUCUACAUCCUCUAUAAUAACUCAGCCUACGAGGUCUCUACAUCCUCAGUAAUAACUCAACCUAUAAGGUCCCUACAUCCAAACUCAACCUACGAGGUCUCUACAUGCUCUAUGACAACUCAACCUAUGAGGUCUCUAAAUCCUCUAUAACAGUUCAACCUACAAGGUCUCUAAAUCCUCUAUAACAGUUCAACCUACGAGGUCUCUAAAUCCUCUAUAACAGUUCAACCUACGAGGUCUCUAAACCCUCUAUAAAAUUCAACCUACGAGGUCUCUAUAUCCUCUAUAACAACUCAACCUACGAGGUCUCUACAUCCUCUAAAAUAACUCAACCUACGAGGUCUCUACAACAACUCAACCUACGAGGUCUCUACAUCCACUAUAACAACUCAACCUACGAGGUCUCUAAAUCCUCUAUAACAGUUCAACCUACGAGGUCUCUAAAUCCUCUAUAAAAUUCAACCUACGAAGUCUCUAUAUCCUCUAUAACAACUCAACCUACGAGGUCUCUACAUCCUCUAAAAUAACUCAACCUACGAGGUCUCUACAUCCUCUAUAAAAUUCAACCUACGAGGUCUCUAUAUCCUCUAUAACAACUCAACCUACGAGGUCUCUACAUCCUCUAAAAUAACUCAACCUACGAGGUCUCUACAACUCAACCUACGAGGUCUCUACAUCCACUAUAACAACUCAACCUACGAGGUCUCUACAUCCUCUAAAAUAACUCAACCUACGAGGUCUCUACAUCCUCUAUAAAAUUCAACCUACGAGGUCUCUAUAUCCUCUAUAACAACUCAACCUACGAGGUCUCUACAUCCUCUAAAAUAACUCAACCUACGAGGUCUCUACAACUCAACCUACGAGGUCUCUACAUCCACUAUAACAACUCAACCUACAAGGUCUCUAAAUCCUCUAUAACAGUUCAACCUACGAGGUCUCUAAAUCCUCUAUAAAAUUCAACCUACGAAGUCUCUAUAUCCUCUAUAACAACUCAACCUACGAGGUCUCUA
Molecule: messenger RNA, 6561 nt
Organism: Esox lucius (northern pike)
Lineage: Eukaryota; Metazoa; Chordata; Actinopteri; Esociformes; Esocidae
Gene: radil
Product: Ras association and DIL domains
Exons: 21
Coding region: 405-4082 (1225 amino acids)
Biological process (GO): neural crest cell migration; substrate adhesion-dependent cell spreading; signal transduction
Cellular component (GO): microtubule
Molecular function (GO): GTPase binding
Source: RefSeq, a predicted model, not a curated record